Molecule: messenger RNA, 1253 nt
Organism: Gossypium arboreum
Lineage: Eukaryota; Viridiplantae; Streptophyta; Magnoliopsida; Malvales; Malvaceae
Product: transcription factor MYB20-like
Exons: 3
Coding region: 238-1128 (296 amino acids)
Source: RefSeq, a predicted model, not a curated record
GGGUGAGCUUAAGAGGUAGGGGAUGAUUCAUUUAUAAUAUAGAGGUGGAAACUUGCUUUUGUGCCUUACUAUCGCCGCAUCAUCAAACUUGAAAAGAGUGUCCAUUUCCUUCUCCUAUCUGUUAUCAUUCAUCUCCUUUCUCUUAAAUUCCCUGGUAGAGAUUGGUAUAUGAUCAGUUUGAGACUUUGAGUUCAUUGUACAAAGUAAAUCUUUAUUGGGGAAGAGAAGAAAAAAAAAAUGGGAAGGCAACCAUGUUGUGAUAAAGUUGGGUUGAAGAAAGGGCCAUGGACUGCUGAAGAAGAUAAGAAGCUUUUUAAUUUCAUCCUCACCAAUGGUCAAUGCUGUUGGAGAGCUGUUCCUAAGCUUGCAGGACUGUUAAGGUGUGGAAAGAGUUGCAGGCUGAGAUGGACAAAUUAUCUUAGGCCAGACUUGAAAAGAGGACUUUUAUCUGAAUACGAAGAGAAAAUGGUGAUUGAUCUCCAUGCUCAACUUGGCAACAGAUGGUCUAAGAUAGCUUCUCAUCUCCCUGGAAGAACUGAUAAUGAGAUUAAGAACCAUUGGAAUACUCACAUUAAGAAAAAAUUGAGGAAAAUGGGGAUUGAUCCUCUCACCCACAAGCCAUUAACCACAACCCAAGAACAUCAUCCCCAACAGCAGCAAGAUAAGCAGAAGAAACAAGCUUCAAAGCCUGGUGAUGCCAGGUCUCAAGCACCAAAGGAACCUGAAGCUGAAACAUCUUUAAAAUCCACAAUAACAGAAGCAAAGGAGGAAGAGCCAAUGAAUAACAUUGGUAUUGAUGGUUUUUGCACAGAUGAGGUUCCAUUGAUUGAAUCCCAUGAAAUUCUGGUACCUAAUCCUGCACCAUCAAUAUCUUCAUCCUCAUCCUCUUCGUGUCACUCGUCCAUGUUCCUUGAAGAACUGCAGUUCUCUUAUUUUGAAUGGCCCUGUGAUGAUUACUUCACAAGCAACAAGGAAUUGAGCUUGUGGGAUGAUGAUUUCAACAUUUGGGAUUUUCUAAGCAAUGAUGACACCGACAAAAAGCUAGCUCUUGAUUCAUUAUCAUCUCCUCUAAUGCAGUGCCCAAGGAUGGGUUUUGAUCAAGAUUCUUGCCCAUAUCAACUUCUCUAAUUUAAUUUGAGGUUUUUUAUUUUUAAUUUCAAUGUGGCUCUUAUUUGUUGUAACUUGCCUCUCACUUGUCAUACAAAGAGAAAGAAAGAAAAAUAAGAUACCAAGAAUGAGUUGCCAAAAACCCA